Messenger RNA from Dendronephthya gigantea, 2051 nucleotides. RefSeq names its product periodic tryptophan protein 1 homolog. The transcript has 18 exons. The record is from RefSeq and is a predicted model, not a curated record. The coding region runs from base 373 to 1956 and encodes 527 amino acids. Gene Ontology annotation, biological process: rRNA processing. Gene Ontology annotation, cellular component: nucleus. Lineage: Eukaryota; Metazoa; Cnidaria; Anthozoa; Malacalcyonacea; Nephtheidae. Gene Ontology annotation, molecular function: protein binding.
AAAAUACCACUAUUAUCUGUGCGGGAUCUUUGAGGAUCUUUAAGGUUACUGAUGACAAUCUAUUAUUAUGAUAAACUAGUAUAAGUAAACUAGUAUCCCUUGACAUCACGUUUAUGGUUAUUUUUUAUUAUUUUUUCUUUACUUUACUAUUAUUCAAGUGCUCAUUAUUAUAUGGCAUGACCAUCGCUAUCUCCACUGAGCUAUAUAAAUAAUUAUAUAUCUCACAACCAACUAUUACCUUCCUUAUCCAUCACUAUCCCCAGAAGAAGAAAAAACCCACGUGUUUACCAAUAACAUUUGUAAACAUUUUCGAAAUGUACUCACAGUCACUGCCUUAACAACAAAAGGUGUUGAACCUAAAUCAGAGGUAAAAUGCCUUCAAUGGUAACAUGUUUAACGUGGGUUAGACGAGGAGUAACCAAAGCUCUGCCUGAUAAGGUUGAAUUAACACAAGAGGAAUUAGAAGAUUUGAUCAAAGAAACUAAGGAAAAAAUCAAAGAGAGAGAAGGAUCUGACUAUGAUGAAGAACAAAUGAAUGAGGCCAUUUCAUCACAACAAGACCCUGAUCAGGAUGAAGAAUUAGAUAAUUCUGAUGUGGAAGACAAUGCUGUACUCAAGGAAUAUGACUUGGAUAACUAUGAUGAUGAUGGCGAAGGUGUUGUCAUGACUGGUGCAGGAAUGGCUGGUCUGACUUACUUUGCAAACAAUCAGGAUGAUCCAUACAUCACCCUGAAAGAAGAUGACGAAGAUGAAAAAGAAGAUGUUCAAAUUAAAUCUACAGACAAUUUAAUUGUUAUUGGCAAAGUUGAUGAAGAACUUAGUAGCUUGGACAUUUAUGUUUACAACGAAGAAGAUACUGAUUUGUAUGUUCAUCAUGAUAUUUUGUUGGAUACAUUUCCGUUGGUGUUGGAAUGGCUCAACUUUGAUAUUGGAAAUGAAGAUAAACAAGGAAACCUACUUGCCGUCGGUACGAUGGAGCCUUUUAUUAAUAUCUGGGACUUGGAUGUGAUCGACGCAAUUGAUUCAGCGCUAACACUUGGGGAGAAAAAGAAAAACAAACAUAAAAAGAAAUCAAAGGGUUCUAUUGGACAUGUAGAUGCUGUUUUGGAUCUUUCGUGGAACAGAAAUGCAAGAAAUAUACUGUGCAGUGGUUCUGCGGAUUCCACAGUCGUCCUUUGGGAUUUAGCUGAAGCUAAGGCAGUGCAAGCUCUAACACACCACAAUAAUAAGGUUCAAAGUGUCUGUUGGCAUCCUUAUGAAGCACAAUCAUUACUAACUGGAUCUUUUGAUAAAACGGCACAAGUCGUAGACUGCAGAAGUCCUGAGGGCAGUUGUAGGUCAUGGAAGUUAAAAGGCGAAGUCGAGUGCACAAUUUGGAAUCAUUUUUCGCCAUUUUAUUUUUUGGCCAGUACAGAUAAAGGAAGCAUUUUUUGUUGCGACGUUCGAACGAAUGAUCCAGUUUUUACAUUACAUGCUCAUGACGAAGCGGUCACAGGAAUUGCAUUAAGCAGUCAACUGCCAGGGUGUUUGGUGUCUGUUUCGCAAGAUAAAUUUGUCAAAGUAUGGGACAUAGAGAACGAUAAGCCUUCAUUUAUAGCUUCUCGGGAUAUGAAAAUGGGUUCCAUACUAAAUGUAUCACCUUGUCCGGAUAGUCCUUAUAUUUUUACACUGGGCGGUGAGAAACAAGGCCUACAGAUAUUUGACAUUACACAGAGCGCUCCAGCAUGGAAGCAUUUUGAAAAUCGACAAUGUUUGGUAAACGUUGCAAAUGCGGAACCCGAAGGCGAGGCGAUGGUUGCACAAACAAAAGAGGAGACGAAAGAAACUGGGAUAGACGACGAUAUGGAUGUCGAAUCAAAUACUGUGUCGGCAAUGGAGUCACUUAGUUUAAAUAAAGACGAAAAGACCAGUUCUGACCGAAAGAAACUUAAAAGGAAAAAGAAAAAACGAAAAUAAACUCUAAAUUAAACAAGGGAUGCAGGCCUACUGGUGGCUAAGAAUGUAAACUAACAUUACACUGGAUAAUGAAUAAUAAACGUUUCUAAUAUGAA